AUGCCUGCUGUAGUCUGUUGCUUGAUCAUGUUCUUCCCCGAGUCUCCCCGUUGGCUCAUUUCCAAGGAUCGCACCGAGGAAGCACUACAGAUCUUUGCUAAGUAUCAUGGCGACGGUGACGUGAACGCUCCUCUCUGCCAGUUGCAGUAUCGUGAGGUCAUCGAGGACUACGCGCAGGCGGGUCAGCAGCCUCCGUGGUGGUAUUACAAGGACCUAGUCAACACGCGCGCGGCCCGCUACCGUCUUGCCAUGGUUAUCGGAAUGGCCUUUUUCGGUCAAUGGAGCGGAAACAAUGUCGUCAGCUAUUUUAUGCCAGACAUGAUCUUGGAGGCUGGCAUCGAAGAUACCAACAAACAACUCCUCAUCAACGCCAUCAAUCCAAUCUUUUCCAUGAUGGCUGCCAUCUACGGUGCAUCUCUCCUUGAUAAGCUUGGCAGGCGAACCAUGAUGAUGGGAGGCCUGACUGGUGCGCUCUUCUCUUAUAUCCUCCUGACCGCUUUCACCGCCGAGUCCAAGAACAAUCCCAACCUCGCCUACGGAGUCAUCGUAUCCAUCUACAUCUUCGGUAUCUUUUUCUCGGCUGGAUUUACCCCGCUACAGACACUCUACACUGUCGAAUGUCUCGAGAACAGGACACGCGCUCGAGGUUCUGGCGCUAACUUCUUGUUCCUCAACAUUGCUAUGACCAUCAAUACCGUGGGAAUCAGCGUAGCGAUUUCGAGAAUCGGCUGGAAGCUCUAUGUCAUAUACAUUGUUUGGAUCAUCAUUGAGAUUGUCCUCAUCUAUUUCUUUGCCGUCGAGACGGCUGGGAAGACACUGGAGGAGAUGCGAGACAUCUUCGAGGCCCCGAACCCUCGGAAAGCUAGUUUGGCGAAAACGAGCAUCAGAAAUGGCAGUGAAGAGGGUCAGGCCGGUCAGACUGAAGCAUAA
Messenger RNA from Parascedosporium putredinis, 930 nucleotides. The record is from the annotation of a GenBank genome assembly. NCBI's taxonomy places the organism in Eukaryota, Fungi, Ascomycota, Sordariomycetes, Microascales, Microascaceae.